AUUUGCCCUCCAGGAAGAACGGGCAGGGCUUCAGGGACUUGUGCGUGGGGUAGAGGUAGAGCACGCGCACGCGGGCCGGGCCGCCCUCCGCCUCCUCGGUGCCCACCACCAUGGCGUUGUGGUACUCCAGCGUGCCCCACGCGCUGUGGUAGGGGGCGUUCACCUUGGCGCCGCUCAGCUCCCCCGGGUCCGCCUCGGCGCGCCCGGGCUGCGCGGGGCCCGGCCCCGCCUCUGCCUCCGGGGCCGUCUCCGGGCCGGCGGGCGCCCCCGCGGCCUCGGCGUCCAGCGCGGCCAGCAGCUUGCUCUUGCGGACCGACGCCAGGCUGGCCUCGGUGAGCCCGAUCAGCUCGCGCAGGUCGGCCUGCAGCUGGCGCAGGUCGGCCUGCUCGGCCGCCUCCAGGCCGGCCCCCAGCGCCAGCUCCACCUGCCGCAGCUGGGCGCGGUAGGUCUGCAGGGCCGCCUCCAGGCUCUCCUCGUCCAUCCCGACGGCCGCGCGGGUCCCGGGCGCGGGCAGGGGCGCCGGCUCGGCCGCUCGCCCGUAACGGCGAGCUCGCUCAGGCGCGCGGCGGCCGCCCCGCCGCCGUCAAGGCCCCGCCGGCCGGGACGCCAGAGCGGCUGCGCCCGCUUCCCCGCCACCCCGCCGCCGGCACUUCCGCCCGAGCGCCGCCGCCGCCGGAAGUGCCCGCGCGCGGGGGCCGCCGGGACGCGACUUCGUCCCCGUGCCGGCCCGCCUCCCGUCAGGCGCCUCGCGGGGUCAGCGCGGGGUUGGCGGGGUCAGGAGCCCGGCGACGGAGGCUCCGAGGUCCCGGCGGCCGCAGGGCAGGAUGUACACACUGCUGUCCGGGCUCUACAAGUACAUGUUCCAGAAGGAUGAGUACUGCAUCCUGAUCCUGGGCCUGGACAACGCCGGGAAGACGACCUUCCUGGAGCAGUCGAAAACCCGGUUUAACAAGCAGUACAAGGGCAUGAGUCUAUCUAAAAUCACUACCACCGUGGGUCUAAACAUCGGCACUGUAGACGUGGGAAAGGCUCGCCUCAUGUUCUGGGACUUAGGGGGACAGGAAGAGCUGCAAUCCUUGUGGGACAAGGGCAAUCCCUAUUGGGCUCAGCCCUGCUGUCUCUGUCAUGCUGGGCCUGUGGUGGUGGCUCCAUCAACCUUGGUGAGUGAAGCCCAUCCCAUUAGGCCUCUGCUCUGCCACCGUGGUCACUGCUUCUCCCUCGUCCAGGACUGCAUCACUACAGUGGAUAGCCAAGUCACUUUGUUCCCAGCAGCUGCUCUGGUGGACCUUACGGCAUCAAGGCCUCUAUUUCCUGUGCCUGCUUCUUCGCUGCUUGCUUCUGCUCCAGGCCCUGUGUCCAUGCUGUCCACAGGUGGACACACAUCAUCUCAGGUCACAACUUCUCACACAGGCAGGCAGCUGCUGUUCAGCUCUGGUCUGUCCUUAUGUGUCUGGCUGACCCAUGCUUGGUUGUUUCCCUUUCUGGCCCAUUCCCUACAUGGCCAGAAGUGUAUCACAUCUGUUGGAGAGUUGACAUGCCACUCCCGUCUCACUGGCCACCUCUGUGCCAUUCACUUUGUGCCUGAUAGGUGUUUGGGGUUGUCCUGAGUUCCAAGGUCUGCCACCAGUCAUCCUGACCCUGCCUUGCUUAUGCAUCGCAGGUGCCACUGGGACUCAUUGGGCUAGUACAGACCCUCUGGUAGGACCUGCCAGCUCCUGGGUCUGUUGCAAAAGGCUAACCCAUCGCCCAGCCCUCAUGGAGCUGGCAGUCUGUGUGUCAGGCCCAGCUCCAGGCCAGAGCGGCUUCCUUGUGUGGGUCUUGCUGUAGAACCCAGGAGGACAUCUGGUACGCGGCCUCCUGCUUUUCAGGAGCAGUAGCUUAUCUGUUCCUGAACCUGAGACUCUAAGGCUCUUGCAGAGCUAGCAGGCUGCUCCUUCCCCAGUUGUUGCCCACCUGAGGGGUGCCUGUGACCCCUGGCUCGUCCUGCCCUUCAGGAGCACAUCCUGGUACUCGUCAAUGUCGAUUACUGUUGUGGUGGGACAGGAGAGUUGGUACAGCCCUGGGGUGAGCUGGCAAGCAUGCUGUGUCUGUGCCAUAAGGACAGGGCAGUCUCCCAUUCUUUUCUGCUUCGGGGGAAAAUGCAUCUGCUAAAUCCUUGGCUUGAAUCCUUGGUUGUUGCAAUGCAGACCUGCACCUCCAGUGCCUGCUAUGCCCAUCUGUCUUGCCCCAGCAGUGCUGCCCACUGGUCACCCUGUUGGUGAACUCAGGACUGGCUAUGUCCAGCCUGUAGAGGUCUGAACUCAGUAGGGCUGACUGUCCUGGCAGGGGCAGGGCAGCCUUGCAGGUGCCUCUGGCUCAGCAGCAGGGUGCCUGUGUCUCCUGCGUCCCCAUUGCCGUGCUCCCCCUCCCCCUCA
Messenger RNA from Sciurus carolinensis (gray squirrel), 2414 nucleotides. It is a transcript of the gene Arfrp1, whose product is annotated as ADP ribosylation factor related protein 1. The transcript has 5 exons. The coding region runs from base 825 to 1607 and encodes 260 amino acids. NCBI's taxonomy places the organism in Eukaryota, Metazoa, Chordata, Mammalia, Rodentia, Sciuridae. Gene Ontology annotation, cellular component: Golgi apparatus. Gene Ontology annotation, biological process: intracellular protein transport; Golgi to plasma membrane protein transport; protein localization to organelle. Gene Ontology annotation, molecular function: GTPase activity; GTP binding. The record is from RefSeq and is a predicted model, not a curated record.